Saccostrea echinata is the source of this 635-nucleotide messenger RNA. RefSeq lists its product as uncharacterized. The record is from RefSeq and is a predicted model, not a curated record. Lineage: Eukaryota; Metazoa; Mollusca; Bivalvia; Ostreida; Ostreidae. The transcript is spliced from 6 exons. The coding region runs from base 1 to 555 and encodes 184 amino acids.
AUGAAGUUGUUACUCUUCAACUUGAUCCAUUUUGUUUUUGGAUGUACACCACUGGUAGUGCAUGAUCAGUCGCGUUACUGUGGGGCUGAUUAUGCAUUUAGUGGAAUUGUUCGAUUUUCUAGAAUAACAGCUAGUGAGUCUGUCUUUCAAAUUCAAGUAAUUAGAAAUAUUAAGGGUCGAGUUACCUUUCCAAAUGGUCUAAUAACGGUUUAUGGAAGAGGAACACUAAAUUCCUGUGGAGCUACAAGGCUUAAUCUCGACCAGAGAUAUAUUCUCUAUGUUUUGUCAUAUGAUAAUAGACUUAGUGUCUACCAGCAACAGGAAGUCAGUGCGAUCAAUUUUAACAGAAUCAGAAGAUACGACUGCUCUUGUGAGAUCGAAAUCAAUCUUCCACAACAACCAUUCGAUAACAGUAUGAUACCUGCCAGGGACAAAUGUAUCAUCACAGAGCGAGAAUGGGACUGUACAUUCCAGAACGGAUACUGUAGUCGAGCCGGAAGACGCUAUGGACCACGUGGUGCAUGUCAAUGGGUCCCAGGAAUAUCCAAUUGCUAAGUGACCUACGGUCUUUAAAAAUCAGUAUCACUUAAUUUAAUAUUUGUAAAGACUGUUUUCAAUAAAUGGUAUCAGAAAUA